Molecule: messenger RNA, 458 nt
Organism: Umbelopsis ramanniana AG
Lineage: Eukaryota; Fungi; Mucoromycota; Umbelopsidomycetes; Umbelopsidales; Umbelopsidaceae
Exons: 1
Coding region: 95-286 (63 amino acids)
Source: RefSeq, a predicted model, not a curated record
GGCGAAUUGCCUUCUCAGUGACUUUGAGUCGCUAGAGUCGCUCGAACGAUUUAUAGCAUUACUCGAGUCACUUGUAUAGCUAACACAAUGAUGAAUGUCAAUGGAUAAAUCUCUUCUGAGACGUAAAGCAUGCUGUUAUUUAAAUGACUGCCUUCCUUCUGAACAGUUGGUUAUACUUUUUGUCUAUCUUCAUUGUUAUUUAUUUUGUACAGUACAAUUACAGGGUGUAAAAAUUACGACAAAACGUCGUGUGCGGUAUCGAUUUGUUUGUAAUUCAAUGCCUUGAAGUUCAGUUAUGCCGGAAGAACUUCAUCCCCAUCCAAUUCCACACAAUAAAAUAUAUACUGACUAUGGAUGUAAUUGGGAUCAAAAGGCAAUAGUAGUCAUCGUCCUUGAUGGCGUCAAGUAUCUAAGAAUAGUGAAUUAUUAGAUAACAGGCACUGACAUCGGCUUAUAAA